Molecule: messenger RNA, 1665 nt
Organism: Anopheles coustani
Lineage: Eukaryota; Metazoa; Arthropoda; Insecta; Diptera; Culicidae
Product: liver carboxylesterase-like
Exons: 3
Coding region: 1-1665 (554 amino acids)
Source: RefSeq, a predicted model, not a curated record
AUGUGGUUGAAGGUGAUUCCGUUGGCCAUAUGGUUGGUGAUUGUGAAGUGUCAGAGUGAUCGCCCGAUUAUUACCACAUCCGGAGGACAAGUUCAAGGAACGACUGAAUCGUGUGGAUUAUUUUGCACAUACUAUUCCUUCAAAGGAAUUCCUUAUGCGGAGCCACCAACAGGCGCGAGACGUUUCACCAAUCCAGUUCCUCAUUCGGGUUGGUCAGGUGUUCGAGAUGGCAGCACCCAUGGCAGCACUUGUCCCUCACCGGACAUGAAUCCGACGGAGAAUGAGGAUUGUCUCUUUCUGAACGUCUACAGUCCUUCGCUGAUCGGAACGCGACCCGUGAUGGUGUCCAUACAUGGAGGCGGUUUUAGUGCUGGAUCAGGGAAUGUAGGGCAUUAUGAUAGCAAGUACUUCAUGCCAGAAGAUGUGGUGAUCGUGACAGUGAACUAUCGCCUAGGAGUGCUCGGGUUCUUCAGCACCGGUGAUCGCAGUGCAUCCGGAAACUGGGGAAUUAAGGAUUGUGUUGAGGCAUUACGCUGGGUACAAAGAAACAUCGUCGCGUUUGGAGGAGAUCCGAACAAUGUGACGAUCUUCGGUCAAUCUGCAGGAGGUACAAUAGUACACUACCUAACACUUUCUCCCCUAACGGCUGGACUUAUCCAUCGUGCGAUCACACACAGUGGAUCUGCACUAAAUCAUUGGUCAUUUCAACCGAACCCUCGGCUACACGCUAAUCGUUUGGCAACGGCUUUCGGUUUGUCUACGACGGAUACGGCGGCUUUGGUAGCUGGUUUGAAGCAAGUGCCAUAUCGUGAUCUGGUUGCUUUGCAGGAAGGCUUGUAUGGACCGGAUCUUCCGAUGCUCGUGCGAACGAUUGACUUUUCCCCCGUUGUAGAGCCAGCAGACGCUCCAGAACCUAUAGUUAUGGGUCGACGACCGAUCGACAUUAUUGAGGACGGAUCAUACAACGCAAUUCCUUUGAUCGCAGGAUUCACCGAUAUGGAUGCUUUGAUGUUUACGGCAGCAGAGGCAGUGAUCAAUCCAGGGUUUUUCGAAGCAUAUAACAAUAAUCCUCACUUCUUGGUACCGUCUUUCUGGAACAUUGCGCAAGGAAGUUCAGAGUCCACUGCUGUCAGCCAGGCAUUUAGACAAUACUACUGGCAAGGACAACAACUCAGCGCCGCUCUCCUGCUGGAGUUUUCAGUUUUUAUGACAGACUAUACUUAUGCAUAUCCUCAAUUCGAGAUGGCAAAGCGGCAUGCUCUCCGAUCGCCAGUUUACGUCUAUCAGUUCAGUUACGAUGGUGACCUUAAUCUAGCCAAGCAUGCUUUAGGAAUCACUUUGCCAGGAGCUGUGCAUACGGAUGAUUUAUGCUACUUGUUUGAUGUCAGAGACCUUAAUUCAGGAGAAGUACCACAAACCAGUCACGCCAUCACGGUUCGCAAUCGAAUGCUGCGUUUGUGGACGAACUUUGCCAAGUAUGGGAACCCAACACCAUCUGCUGAUGCGCUACUGCAGAACGUCAUCUGGUCACCAAUCAACGGAGGGACGGUCAACGCAGGAUUAGAUGUUGGACAUGAUCUCGUUUCGGGUACGAACCCUAUCGCUUCACGUUAUAAUCAGUGGGUUGAUUUGGCAGGGCGUUAUGCCAACAACAUUUUCAGAUGA